Molecule: messenger RNA, 2921 nt
Organism: Magallana angulata
Lineage: Eukaryota; Metazoa; Mollusca; Bivalvia; Ostreida; Ostreidae
Exons: 3
Coding region: 426-1697 (423 amino acids)
Biological process (GO): DNA integration
Molecular function (GO): DNA binding
Source: RefSeq, a predicted model, not a curated record
AUUUUAUGCAUAUAAAAUCGAUGACUUUAUUUUACGGGAAAGGGUUAUCUUAAUUUUGGUCGGGAUCGGCCUGCGGCCUUCUUUUAUUAUUUAAGUCUGGAAGCUCGGGAUCAACAUCCUUUUCCAAAAGUUGCUGAAUAGGAGUAGGUUGAAAAAUUGUAUGGGAGAAUUUUUUUUAAAUUAUAUGCUGUAAAGUUCUUGCAUCCGCCUUAAAUAUAUAUGAAAUUUCAUUAACGGAUAGACAAGUUAAUUGUGUUUUACAUUAAUUUUAAUCUGGCGUCUAUAUUUUCUAUUGAUGGGGCCGGAUUAAAAGCAGGGUGUUAUCAGUAGGCACUAUACAUAUAAUUUGUAUUCUUUUUUUGAAAAUCGUGUUUUUAAUUUCAAGUGAGUUAUUGUAUGUGUAUUGUUCAUUUUAAUGAGCGGAAAUGCCACCAAAAAAUAAUAAGCGGAAUUGCAGACACCACGAGGGGAAGGGAUCAAGGUCAAAGAGGUCAAGACCCGAGCGAUCAGCUCCAUCCACUGACGAUCAGGCAUCUCAGGAACCAGGUCCAUCACGAAGCAGGGAAUGCGCCAUCGCAAUAGAAAGUGAAGAUGUGGCAACCGUGAACCAAAGUUUGCCCCCAACACCUGUUCCUGCUUUAGCUAUUCAAUCAGUGGUACCGCUUCAAGAGGUUGGCACCAGAGGCACACACCAGACCAGACCCAAUUCCAUUAGAAUUAGUCAACAUGAUUUACAGAUUCAAAUGAACAAAUUGUUAGAUGCUUCAAUCUCCAGCAACACCACGACAUCUUAUGAAACAGGGCUAAGAUCAUUUUUUAAUUUCCGGAGAGAAUUUGGGUACGAGAUUUUAUGGCCCCCACCACUCAGGGACGUUGUUCAAUUUGUUUCUUAUUUGUCACUUAAGAAAUGUUCUUAUGCUACGGCUAGGUCUUACUUAUCAUCCAUUAGUUUUCAAUGCAAAGUUCAAAAUUUGGUUGAUGAAACAAAAAACUUCCUUGUUCUGAAGGUUCUUGAAGGUAUGAGAAGAAUUGGUAGGUCUGCUGAUGCAAGGUUACCUAUAACCUUGGAAUUACUCAAACAACUUGUGGAGACUUUACCAGAGGUCCCUGAAGUUACAGUGUGGUGUGUGGGCUCAUCUAUUAUCAAGAAUGCUAUGAUGGCAUCAGUAUGCAGACCGGGGGGAUCAAAUCUAGGACUGGAUAGGUUGAAUAUGAAUAUUUGGUGGCAAGGAUAUUCAGGUUUGAAGUUUUUGGAGCUGAAAAGAAAGCUCUUUUUUCUAACACAAUAUGAAGAAUCACCAGACUACUUAAUUAUUCACUGUGGGGUGAAUGAUAUUGGGGCUAUUGAUCUGUUUUCAUUAAUUCAAAAAAUUAAAACCCACUUACAAUUUAUUAAAGUUCAAUUUCCACAGUCCACACUUGUUUGGUCACAGAUGCUUCCACGAAUUAAAUGGAGGUAUUCUAAUGAUAACAAAGCAAUGGAGAGAUGCCGUCUCAAGGCCAAUAGGGUAGCUGCCUCAUCAGUUUUAAAAUUGGGGGGUUGUUACAUUAAGCACCCUGAUCUGUUGAGAAACAUGUCCCAAUUUCUGAUGCCUGAUGGCGUCCAUCUCAACGAGUUAGGAAAUAAGCUCUUCCUCAAUAAUUUCCAAGGGGGAUUAGAAUUCUUCCAGUCGCAACUGGGGCAGGUAUAUCCUUAAAACUUGUUCCAGAGAACAUUGGUUCGUGGGGGCUUUUUUCAGUUACUUGGGUGCUCCCCCAUGUGUGGGAUGACUGCGAACUCUCCUUUAAUUGUUCGCUGUCAUGUGGCGCUUGCGCACACCAAAGCAACUGAGGCCUAUGUAAGCUUUGUAUUAUUGUGAAGUUGUCACCAUUGAACUGUGAAGGGGGGUAAAAUGCUAAACCAUUUUGUUUGUAAAAUAUUUGCUUGAUGUGGAUUCACAUUGUUUUGUGCAUAUAACUUGCAUUUAAAUAAGUAACCACCCGCGGUUUACCCGGGGUGGCCAUUUAACAUAUGUUGUGUGUUGUAUAAAUUUUGAUGCAUUUGUUGAUUUUGUGUGGGUUUGCCCAAAAGUUGUGUGUUUAUUGGCAUCCCACAAAGUAAUAUGCCACGGCCAAUGUUCGCCAAAUAAAACUAUAAAAUCACAUAUCUUGUUCUUAUUUCCUUGUAUAAAUAAUACCAUCUAUUUUAUGCAUAUAAAAUCGAUGACUUUAUUUUACGGGAAAGGGUUAUCUUAAUUUUGGUCGGGAUCGGCCUGCGGCCUUCUUUUAUUAUUUAAGUCUGGAAGCUCGGGAUCAACAUCCUUUUCCAAAAGUUGCUGAAUAGGAGUAGGUUGAAAAAUUGUAUGGGAGAAUUUUUUUUAAAUUAUAUGCUGUAAAGUUCUUGCAUCCGCCUUAAAUAUCCCGCCCACCCUUUCCCAAUUUGUUUAGGAAAUAAAGUUUUCAAUGCAGAUAUAUGCUUGUUUUUUGUUUUUUCGCUGCUGGCUUUUCCUUUGAUUUUGCAGAUUAUAACAUUGGAAGACGUAUCUAUUGGUUCUUUUCAAGAAAUGUCGUGGCAUAAGCACUGAUGUGGCGCUUGCGCACACCAAAGCAACUGAGGCCUAUGUAAGCUUUGUAUUAUUGUGAAGUUGUCACCAUUGAACUGUGAAGGGGGGUAAAAUGCUAAACCAUUUUGUUUGUAAAAUAUUUGCUUGAUGUGGAUUCACAUUGUUUUGUGCAUAUAACUUGCAUUUAAAUAAGUAACCACCCGCGGUUUACCCGGGGUGGCCAUUUAACAUAUGUUGUGUGUUGUAUAAAUUUUGAUGCAUUUGUUGAUUUUGUGUGGGUUUGCCCAAAAGUUGUGUGUUUAUUGGCAUCCCACAAAGUAAUAUGCCACGGCCAAUGUUCGCCAAAUAAAACUAUAAAAUCACAUAUCUUGUUCUUAU